Molecule: messenger RNA, 681 nt
Organism: Ctenocephalides felis (cat flea)
Lineage: Eukaryota; Metazoa; Arthropoda; Insecta; Siphonaptera; Pulicidae
Exons: 2
Coding region: 1-681 (226 amino acids)
Source: RefSeq, a predicted model, not a curated record
AUGCCGCGUCAACACGGACAUUUUAGCUGCCGCAAACUGCACAUUCCGGAAUUUAUACCAAAUGACUUGCAACUUUGGUUUGCCUUAGUGGAGAAGGCAUUCGCGUCUUCCAAUAUCCACGAUGAGAAGGAGAAAUAUGGAUUAUUGGUUACCAGAUUGGAUAUUAGACAUUCAACCGAAGUGCGAGAUUUGAUAGUCAAUGAGCCUCAGGUGAUGACUUAUUCUACAUUAAAGGCUGCGUUAAUUUCAAGAUUAGGCACUUCGGAAAAGUCGAAGUUGCAGUUGUUUAUGACGGAUGUAGACUUGGGUGAUAUGACGCCAUCUCAAUACCUACGUCAUUUGAGGACUUUAGUCGGGACUUCAAUGACCGAUAACGCAGUUAAAGAAUAUGGUUAUCCAGACAUCCAGUGGAAAUUUAACCAUUUUUGGAGGUUGCUUCUGAAACACAAUUCACAAACCUCUGAGAGUGAAACAAAGAAUGCUGAUCUGCGUCAAUUGCGUCAAGAUAUUGAAGCUUUUUUAAAACGUUUGGAUAAGAUUCAAUUGUAUCAGAAGAAGAAAGUAUCGUUUAGAAGACGACAAGAUAACUUAUGUUGGUUUCAUAGACGCUAUGGAAGUCAUGCGAGAAGGUGUAUAUCGCCAUGUAAUUUUAAGUCGGGAAACGAUACGGGCGUUCACUAA